Messenger RNA from Acanthoscelides obtectus, 6828 nucleotides. Lineage: Eukaryota; Metazoa; Arthropoda; Insecta; Coleoptera; Chrysomelidae. The record is from the annotation of a GenBank genome assembly.
CUCCAUUUCUAAACCUAGCUUUGGCUGUGUGCCCGUUAAAACUAAUAUUUACAGUAUUGAAUUUUCACAAUAGCAUGAAUGCUGUGCAGUUAAUUCCAUUCAAAUACUAAAUCCAUAAAAAGAGUGAAUUGACCACUUUCAUUUAGAAAGUCAGUAUCGGAAAAAACCACAGCCAAAGCUAUGACGUCAUGCUCAUACAACGUAUAUACAACGAUAAUUUUAAGUUGGCCGUGAAACAUCGAUUAGGCAGCAAUAAUAUAGAAGGCGAACAAGCCCCCAAAACGCAAGAAGAAAUCGACUUGGAAGAGGGAGAAAUCGACGACGAUGAUGAAGAAACUCCAGAAGUACGUGCUGAGGAUGCUGUCAAGGCGGAACCAGUUGAGGCUCCAAAGGUGGAGCCUUCCCCAACAGUGGUUACAGAGAAACCAACCUCAGAUAAAGAGGUGAACCCCGAAAAGGAAUUCAGGCCCGAAAAAACAAAAGAUAGGCGGAGGCAUGGAGAGAAAGGUAAAAAUAAAAAGCACAUGACUGAAGCUGAAAGGAGCAUCUUACACCUUAGGAAGCGAGAAGAGAUGCAAAGAAGAAAAUGGGAGAAGUUUAGUAGGAACAAAGACUUGAUGGAUGGACUGGAUGAUGAUUUUGCAAAAAAUAUAGAAAAGACAUUAGCGACAAUAUUGAGUAAAAAAGAAAAGGAAGCAGCAGCUUUAGGGAGCGGCGGCGAAGAGAAAGUUAAGGAAGAAACAGAAGUAGACAGCAAGAGAGGGAAAAAACGGAAAAAAGGUGACAAAGAACGAAAGCGGAAACACCAUCGAACAGAGUCGCCGCCACCUUCCGACCCUGACGAAGGAAGCCUGAGCAAUCAUGGGAUUAUGAUGGGAAUAGGUGGAGACGGUACUCCAGACCAUCACCAUGAAGGCAGUCCUUCCGUACACUCAGAGGACAGUAGAGAGUCGGCUGAACCUUCAGAAAGGAGGAGCAAGAAACGGGAAAGACGGAACAAAGAACACAGGAAGGCCUCUAGGAUCAAAGAGCAGCAACAAGACAAGUCAAAUGAGAAAGUGUGCGUGUUUUACCUACAGGGAAAGUGUUUGAAGAAUGACUGUCCAUAUUCUCAUGAGGCAGUUCCUCCAAUGAAACUAGAAUUGUGUAAAUUUUACUUAAUGGACUGUUGUGCAAAAGGCGACAAAUGUUCGUAUAUGCACUCAGAGUUCCCGUGCAAGUUCUAUCACACAGGUUUGAAUUGUACACAAGAUGAUAACUGCAAAUUUGCCCAUGGAAAACCUCUAUCAGAUGGUUUGAAGCAGAUCCUUUUCAAGCAUAUCGAAACUGCGCCCAGGGACAUUCUAGGCGGCUUCCCCAGACUGAAUCGUGAUGAAGUCCUGAACAUGAUCAAUGUGACACAAGCCAAGCUGCAGCAAGAACAUGGGAUGCCAGUUACCGAACCCAGCAUGCUGUCAGAAGCAAAAGGUGGGAUACCUUCAUUAUUUGAUAUUACCGUACCUUGUCCCCCUGAGUUAAUCGGAUACGACGGUAAGAUGGACAAACAAGGGAGGAAUAGGCCAUCCAGGUGGCAAGAUACUGAGAACGGACCUGGCAAAAUGCUUGGAUUCCCUAUGAAGACUUUUGUGUAUGGACAAGAUCAAGACAUGAGGAUAAACAGCAUUGGCGACGUGGACAUGCGCACAUUACCACCGCCUCCAAUCACCUCUAUUCCACCACCAAUGACUUCAAUUCCACCUCCCACUACCGUAUCAGCGCCUACCAUGACAAGUCCCGCAAUCUCACUGGGUCUCAGUGGUGAUGUGGACAUUCGACCAACGCCUAGUAUGUUGAAUCCCCAAUACACCCAGGAUGUGGACAUUAGGCAUACGUUGUUGGGACCGCCUCCUCGUGGAGAUGUUGAUAUCAGGCAUUUAGGAGUUAUGCAGCCAGUGGUAGAGGAAGCUGAGGAUGAGCCCAUGCUGCAAAUUGAUACAGGCGAGGAUAAGGACAGCAGGAUGCAGACCAAUCAAAGGGAUAAUACUGCACAAAAUGACAACAAAGGAUUCGAACUAGACGAGAAUAUUAACUGGUACUCGGAUGAUGACGAUGAAGAUGACAAUAGGCUCACCAUAAAAGUUGAUAAUGAAGAUCUUAAAGAGAGGGAGGAGCAAAUGGAAAGCUUAGGAUCUACAAUGCUUUCGCCACCCCAAAUCCAGCCUAUCCACGAAGUCGUCGAAAAAUUGGGCGAUCUUUCCAAGAUCGAUAUUUCUGCAGAAGUGACCAAAUUACUAACUUCUAUGAGCCAAAACAAAGGGCAGUUUUCGAACCUUUUUCCACAAAAAGCGCCUGGGGAAUCAAGUCCUGGUAGCAAUAGCACCAAGGCAUCAGGUGAUCCAAGAAGCGAAACGAAAAACCCUGUUUCAAGGAGCGAUCCUAGGCAAGAUCCAAGAUUGGCAGGCGCCGAUCCUAGGCAAAGGUCGAGACAAGGCUCUACGGAAGUGGCUUCUAGGUCUGAAAAGGUCAGCAUUUAUGAACAAGGAUCCAUUGAAAGAAGUGAUAUGGGUGACGAUGUGGAUAUCGACUUUAGAACUAUGCGUAGCGAUGUGGACCUACGCAACUUACACCUACCCUUCAAAGGCAUGGCCAAUUACACGCCCGCAUCCGAGAUAGAUGCCAGCAUAAACUCGCAUCCGCCGAUGCAGUGGAAAGUGACCGUUUGUGACGUGCCUAGGCCUGAUUACACCGGUCUCAAACUGAACGUCAGCGAUGCCGAAAAAACAGGAGACCCCCGCUUGAGAAAGAUCUUCCGAUUGAGCAUCGAGGAGCGGGAUACGCCACUUAGCCCGAAGGCGAGUCCUAAAGCUGGCAGCGCUUCCACUAGGGUGGAUCCUCGGUUGAGGAAAACUGAGGAGACCAAAAUUUCCACAUCAAUGGAUACAGGAACAGGUACAAUGAACUUCAACCAGCAGUUGACGAUUCUCCAAAAUUCAGCCUUCUACCAAAGCCUAACGAGCAACCAAAAGCUGUUAUUGAACCAAGAACUGAAUCAGCGGAACGACUCUAGCAAUUCCCAUGAUCCUGUCCUGAAUACGCUUCUGUCAAAUCUGAACAUCAUUCCAGGAUCGAACAUGCAGUCCAAUCCUAACUUAGGGGCUGCACUCAGCAUAUUGGCAAACGUUGCCAAAUUGAAUCCCAUGCAAGCGGUGCCUAACAUGCUGAACCAGAUGUCUCAAGCUAUGGGACAGCCAGGUUUGUUGGGUGCUGCUCCAGGAAUACCAAACAUACCACCUGACUUUCCCAUGGGAUUUGAUCCUAGAAAUGGAGGAUUGAUGGGCAAUGUUCCACCAAUGCCUUUUGGUGGAGGUGGCUUCAACAAUCAAGAUACAGGACCAGGCCCAGGAGGCAACUUCAACAACUUCAACGAUGACUUCUACGAAGGCGGGGGCCCAGGCCCUGGUGGUAAUUUUCGUGAAAACAGGGGCGGUUUCAACAGGGAUAGACGACGAGGCAGGCAUUUCAGGGGCCGAGAUAGGGGUGGUUUCAGGAAUAACAGGAAUAAUCGACCCAAUAGGACACAUUCGCCUCCCUAAAACACUUCUUUUUAUAUUUCAUUGUACAGUCACGAUCGUUUUAGGAGUAUAUGUAUAUACAAGGCCGUGAUGAACAGGAGACAAUCCCAUCAUACAAUAUGUUCAGUUCUGUGAUGAAACCAGUUGACACUAUUUGUUUACUAUAUGAAUGUACAUAACACACUGUAGAAGAUUAAUUCAAGUAUAUGGUACUUCACAGUUUCUUUUUCAUACUUAUGUGUUGAAAAAUAUUUACUGAUUACACAGACCCACAAAAUAAAAAAUGUGGGGCCUGUCUAUGUAUUUCCCUUGUACUUGAGAAAACGCAUAAAAACGAUCCACAGGUCUCCAAAAAAAUCUGAAGUCAAAAUUGGGGGAAGGCAGACAAAUAUGAAAGUAAUUUAGACAGAACUGAAAUUUUUAGCAUUUUUUGUGAGCGUGCAUCUCCCAAGACCUCUGAAAAGAUGCACAUCCGCCAAAAAUGACAAAAUGUGUAAUUAGUUCCUUAUUUGCCCACCGACGGCCAAGUUUGACUUCAGAUUCAUGUUCACCUUGAAAAAGUUCACUUUUCAUUCUCUGGGCCUGUGUUCUUGUGGGUCUUACAAAACCUUCCUUUGUAUAAUAAUCAUAAAUUUUCUUAGUUCCAAGUUUUCAGAAUGAGCACGCCAGUAAAAUAGUAGUGUUAGAACUGUUUCGUCAUGGAACUACAAGUAUGCUAUAUUAUGUAACAUGUAUAUAGAUAUUUCAGUUCGUGCCAAUGCCUAAACAUUAUAUUUGAAUAGUUUUGAUACAGGGUGUUUUGUAUUCGUUCCGAUUCUUGAAAUAUGAAAUAAAGAUUGCUUGGUUGAUACGUGUUGAAAUUUUGUACACAGUGCAGCCAAAAUGAAAACUUGUUACAUAUUGCACUAUUUGUAUUUUCUGGGCAAGACAAAGGCGAGUUUGAAUGGUACGUCAGACACCAUACUUCAAUUCUUUUUAUGGUUUUAAGUAAACAGAUUGAUUAAUGGUACCAUAUGCGUAGCUUAACUUCCCUAACUGCGUAAGCUGAUCAGUAACGUAGCUGUUACUCAUUCUCACACAUACAUUAAUUUGGUGAUAGAGGACCGUUGUUUUCACUGACUGUCUCAAAAUACUUCCAUAAAUUCAAUACAGACUGUCGGCGUUCUGGAGACAUUACUGUUUUACAUCAAAGAUCAAAAAAGUUGAACACAAAUCGCACGCCCAUUACAAACAAGUUGUAUGUUACAACACGGUGGGCGAUAAAACUCUCCUAGUAAGUUUUGAGAAGACAAAAGAAGUGAUAAUUGAAUUUGUACAUAUUUCUGUGAAAGUUAUCAAAAUGCAAUCUAAAAUGUUCAUUUGAUAGUAACACUGUAAAUUUCAUUAUUUUCUUCAAAAUAGUCACAUGUCACAUCAAGCAAAGUGAAAACCCACUAAAAAAAGUUCCAUUGAUGCUUUGGCUGGAAACUAUAAAAAUGCUGUUUUGACUCUCUCAAAACGAGUAAUGUUACAUUUAUUUGGCUUCCAAUUGUGUGUGCAAAACAAAGCCAACGCUUUCAUUAAUCCAAUCAAAAAGCGUUCAGACCAUAUAUUCACGUUAUAGAGCUUAUCAAGACUGAUAAAAGUUCGAGAGCUGAGCGGUAUCAUGACAUCGUGAUUGUAAUAUCAAUAAGAUACGUAUGUAUUAUAAUUUAUUGAUAUCAAGAUACCCUAUGUAAAUGUUUGACAAUUUAAUGAUAACGAAUCGUGUAGCCAGUUAAUCCUUUGAAGCGGGUCAUUAAUAAGGAAGUUUUCGGCUAAUAACCAUAGAAGUUGACGCCGUCAAAAAAAAAAGGAAUUUAUGGAAGAAGGAUUGUACGUAUUUUACACAUGUAAUGAGGAUACGUUAAAUGGAAGAUGAAUAGUUUGAUUUUUGUGAUAUAGUAAUGUCGAUAGAGAUAAUUAGGCAGGCUCCAGCUUUUAGUUGAUAUGUUACGUAGAGACGAAGAGAUAUUCUGAUCGCAUAAAAAAUUUCUAAAAUGAGUACGCAAAUCCUUGGCUCACUUUGUAAAGUACUGUUUGGUUUGGAUCAAAUUUUUACACUAGGAUGGUACUAUGUAGUUUUUGUAAAUCGAAUCUAGUGGCGUUGGAGAAAAAUGCUAAAAACGAAAAAAAAGAGCCCAAAGUUAUUUUUUUGACGUUUCAGACGACCCUGAUCAUUUUUGAAAAACUUGUUAGGGGUAAAAAAUUGAGGGAUGGGAGAGGGUAUACAACAAUUUUUUGAUGUUAGUAUAUCACACUUCCAACUCGGGUAAUUCUAAGCACCUAUUAGACAAAUUUCAAAUAUAGAUUCGCCCAUACAACUGCCUUCAAAAAUUAGAACGUUAGAGAAAUGUUUUCUACAUACGUCUUUGCGUCUGCUCUCUGGCUUCGCUGACCGGCAUGCCGGUCUUCAUGUGUCAUCACAAGACUGGCGCUGUGUCGGGCUGACGCAUCGUGUGAUCAGGUAUUGGGACAUUGGGAGGUGCGACAUUGUCAGGUGGACGGUACUACUGGUAGGACAGGGAAAGACUGUAAGGUGCUGUUUGACGGACUUGAUCCGUAUAAUUUCUCAGAGGGUCUAAGUUGAACAUGCAGUUUUCGUCCAUCCGACUAAAGACAGCUGUUCCAUGCUUUUGGCAACUCAUCAGCGUCGUUAGGCUUGGUCUAUGGGACAACUAACGAAAGCAUAGCAACUAUCCUCCAGCGAGGAUAUAAGGUCUAUGUGAACAUAGUCCUUUAAUGAAGCGCAGAGUUAACCUACUUGACGCCAUUUUUUAUAUCAGAUGACAAGGUAUACAUAUAGCAUACAUGGAGCAUAUCAUAUAGUUUCUUCCAAAGUUGUUCAAACAACCAGUAUAAAAUCCACUUCCCUAUUCGUCUUCCUACUAUUUUAGAUGAUCAUAUAGUGCAUCAUAUUUAUUUGUUAUUACGUACUAUCAUCUCAUCUCUCUGUACAUGAUAAUUUGUUGAAAUAAUCUAUGGAUUUUCAUUCAACGCCUCAAAAUCGACUGAUACCUUGUUACACCCUGUAUAUUGAUUAUGUGCAGUCCCCAUUCCUAGAGCUGUAAUUUUUGAUAUUUGUAAAUAUUGUAAUUAUUAUAGUUGUUGUAUGUGUAUAUGGCGGAACACCUCCCAUCAAUUUGUCAAAUAUUUAUUUUUGUUAUAUGUAUUUCUCUUUUAGUGGAAUCCAACAUAUUUUUUGUUGAUGACAGGCUAUUUAUUAUGUUACGUAUCAAAUAAAGAUAAUUUUUUCAGG